Messenger RNA from Colletotrichum chrysophilum, 1569 nucleotides. RefSeq lists its product as uncharacterized. The record is from RefSeq and is a predicted model, not a curated record. The coding region runs from base 1 to 1569 and encodes 522 amino acids. NCBI's taxonomy places the organism in Eukaryota, Fungi, Ascomycota, Sordariomycetes, Glomerellales, Glomerellaceae. The transcript has a single exon.
AUGUGGAAGCUCGCCGCUGCCGCAACACUCCUCGCAGAGGCCAAUGCGGCUUUCUCAACUGUUGUCCAAACAAACUAUGGAUCUGUUCAGGGCUAUCCGGCUUUCAACAGCACUCCGGUCAACAUGUCGCUCACCAAUUGGGCCGAUAUCACCGUCUGGAAAGGCAUCCCCUUCGCAGCAACCACCGCCGGCGAAAACCGCUUCAAGCCUCCUCAGCCCGUGACCCCCUGGAACACGACCCUCGACGCCAAAGACUUUGGCAACGCCUGUCCCUCUGCACUGGGCACCGGCGAAACCGAGUACUCCAUCGGUGAGGACUGCCUGAGCCUCAACGUCUGGAGCGCGGCGAACUCGUCAGACGCCAAGUUGCCCGUCGUGAUGUGGAGCUACCCGGCCGGAUCUAGCUCUGCGUUCCCCCUUUUCGACGGAGCCGGCACGGCUGAUAAGGGCGUGGUGUUCGUCAACUACAACUACCGCACUGGUUCCUUCGGGUGGCUUGCUACCCCUGAGCUCAACGAGGAGAGGCUUGCGAGUGCUGGGUCCAACAGCUCUGGCAAUUGGGGAAUGCUCGACCAGUUCGCAGCGCUUACUUGGAUUCAUGAGAACAUUGCCCAAUUUGGAGGCGACCCGGAUCACAUCACGGUCAUGGGCCAAUCUGCCGGGUCCGCGGCCACGUACCAUAUCCUGAACAGCCCGCUCCACAACAUCACCAUCCACGGCGCCAUCAUCCAGAGCGGUGUUCGGGACCCUCACGACCCUUUGGCCACGAGCCUUGCGGAGAACUACAGAACUUUGGAUGUGAACAUGGACACUGCGGCGAGGUUCAUGGCGUCGUUGAAAUGCUCUGACAUUGCCUGCAUGCGCGCGUUGCCGAUGGACGACCUGGUCACCGAGUUCUUGUCGUCUGAAUUCGACUUCACCGCCACGCUCGAUUACUACGCCAUGCCCGACACCUACCUCAACACCCUGGAGAAGGGCAUCGCACAGGACGUCCCCGUCAUGACCGGCAACACCAAAGACGAGAGCGGCGCUUCGUACGGGCUCAACAUCACCCUCGCGACGUACCUCUCCGACCUCAACGAGACCUACGGCACCUGGCAACAGGAGUUCCUCGCAGCAUACCCCGCCAACGAUUCCGCGACAGCCUCCGCGGCCUACAAUGCGCAGUUCACCGACCGGUCAAAGGUUGGCACCUACUUCUGGUCCCAGCUCUGGGCCAAGAACGCCACCUCCUCGGUGUACAACUACAUCUGGGACCAUGCGCCGCCUGGACAGACCCAGGGGGCGUACCACGAGAGCGAGAUCAACUACGCGAUGAACAACCUGUACGGAACGGAUCUUCCGUGGACGAGCGAGGAUUACGCGAUUGCUGAGACGAUGAACGCGUACUGGGUUGCCUUCAUCAAGAACGGAAAUCCCAACGCGGAGGGGCUUGCGGACUGGGCACCAGCAACGGAUGCCAAUGCUACUGUGAUGGAGCUGGGUGAGGGAUUCCAGGUUCUGCCGAUUGCAAAGGAGAGCCAGAUUGACCUGUUCUCACGGUGGUUUGACUCAUUGGUAGCUUAUUAA